AUGGAUCUCGCGGGCACUCUCAUCCGGAUGACGGCGCGGGCCUUCUACGAGACCCGUCACAUCCUGGUGAUCGAUGCCCUGUUCAUACACUCAGUCCUAAACGCCGAAGAUCUGGCUCUUCUCUUGGGGAUGCAACAGAAAGACGUGAGGAAACUCUGUGGUCGCCUGCGCGAGGACCGGUUGAUAUCUGUGCACCAUCGAACUGAGAUGCGAGAAGGCCAGACUCGUCCCCGCGAAUAUUACUAUGUGCCGCUGUAUCCCGUUAUAGAUGCGAUCAAGUACCGUGUAUCUCGCCUAACCUCCUCCAUCAAAGCGCAGUACACCCCGAACCAGGAGAGAAAGGAGUUUAUCUGCCAACGAUGUUCCGCCGAGUGGACGCAGCUGGAAGUUCUCAGCAGUGUAGGGCCAGACGGGUUCGAGUGUCUACGAUGCAACAAUACUCUGUCGACCGUGGAUGAGGUCGAAGGGGCCGGCGCUGACCGGAGUGGCCAUGAGAAGAACAGCAAGCUCAUGGCGCAGUUAGAUUCUAUAUUGAAGCUUCUUAUACAGAUAGACUCUACGGAUAUACCGCCUAACGACUUUGAUACUGCGUGGGAGCACAAGGUGGAUGUUAUACGGAACCAGAACACUAAUCCUACCCGUGUUGCCGUUGCCGUUAACAAGAAGGGCUCAUCUACCGUCAAGGGUGUUAACAAGACCGAUGCUUCUGCCCUGGAAGUCAGUCUGUCUUCCUCCGCGGAGAAGAAUGCAGAAGAACAGGCCCAGAAGGAGGCACGGAAGGCUACCCUGGAGAAGCAAAACGCACUUCCAGUCUGGCACACUCAUUCCACCGUAUCCACCUCGGCGACCAACCUUCCCACCGUUAAAGUUGAGGCCAACGGUACCGCCGCAUCCACGGAUGCUACCGCAGAAGACACUAAAGUCGGCAUCAAGGACGAAGAGGAAGAGAAGAAGGACCCGCAGGACGACAUGGAUGAUACUAUUGCCACCUACUAUGCCGAGAUGGCACGCGAGAAGCAACUCGCUGCCGCGGAGUCCUCUGACGAUGACGACGAUGAGGAUGACGAAGAGUUCGAGGACGUCAGUGCCACUCCGGACGGGGGCACGCAGUCAGACACAGGCAGCGUAGCUGCUGGCGGUACGGCUCCUGGAACCCCCACCGUCAACGGCAACGGUACCGGCAGCAGCCUGAAGAGAGAGCUUGACUCGGAGUCUGGCACUAGCGGGCCCAACACGAAUGCGGGGACGCCUAUCACGCCUGUGGACGAGGAUGGGCCGGCGGCUAAGAAGGUUAAACUGGAGACGGAGCCGGAGGUCAAGAAGGAGGAUGAUGCUGGCUCUGACGAGGAUGAAGAAGAGUUUGAGGAUGUGUAG
This is a messenger RNA of Microsporum canis CBS 113480, 1374 nucleotides long. Its product is annotated as transcription initiation factor IIE subunit alpha. Gene Ontology annotation, biological process: transcription open complex formation at RNA polymerase II promoter; transcription initiation at RNA polymerase II promoter. The transcript is spliced from 3 exons. Gene Ontology annotation, cellular component: transcription factor TFIIE complex. Bases 1 to 1374 code for a protein of 457 amino acids. The record is from RefSeq and is a predicted model, not a curated record. Lineage: Eukaryota; Fungi; Ascomycota; Eurotiomycetes; Onygenales; Arthrodermataceae.